Heterotrigona itama is the source of this 2569-nucleotide messenger RNA. The record is from the annotation of a GenBank genome assembly. Lineage: Eukaryota; Metazoa; Arthropoda; Insecta; Hymenoptera; Apidae.
AGCAAUUUAGCAGAACACCGUUAUUGGUCAGAUGACUAUUGUUUGAAAUAAAAUUAAAUUCUUACGAAUUUCUUUAUUCAGUUAAAACAGAAUCUUCAGAAUUCCUUGCGAUAUAAUCAUUUAUAUGUGUUAACAAUGUUAUGUCAAUUUUUUUCGUGUUCUAUGUAAAUAGGAUGUGAACUGCAUGUGUGCAUAUCCGGGGGGAAAAUGUUGCACUCGAAGGCGACAGCUGCUCUCAUGAGGCUGAAGGAAAUGGACAGGAAAUAUAAUAUAAAACGCAACGAGGGCACAAGAAUACAGAGUAAUGUCAGCACUGAAAGUUCGUUGGAAAAUUCUCCUAGAAGCUCGCAAGUUAAGUCUAAAGCCUUCAAUGGCAAACAAGAUAGUUUAGUGCUGCCAAUUACUGAAGCAAAGAAGGAAAUUAAACCCAAGAUAUCUCCAGUAUCCAAAAUGGAGAUAAAGAUUCCAUUCAUCAAUGCAAAAAAUGAUGAAUCUUCUUCAAUUAACGACAGUACAACCUCGAAGAAAUCUCCUAAGACAUCUUCUAAAACAAGGUCAGAUGUAACAGAAAACGAUGUAAGCAUCGAGAUGCAGGAAGGAAGUUCAAGAUCGAAAGAAUCCCCUAAGAGUCUCUCAAACUUGGAGACUAAUUCCAGAUACAAGGUUUCCAUGAUAGGAUCUGGGGAUUCCCCAAGGAACAACGAUGAUUUCUCAGUCGCUACAGUGCUUUCUAGGUGUUCAGACGAUUCUGAAAUAAUUUCUAAAGCGGUUAAAUCCGUGAACGAGACUUCCUUUAGAAAAAGCAAUGAGGGAUCAAACGAACCGGAAGUAAUGGCGGCCGAGGACAGUGUCCUAUUAUCGAAUGAUGCUGAGUCGACGAUAGAAGAAGAAGCUAUCAAGACAAGCGAAGAAAAGAGUGAAAUUGUCACCGAACAAUCAAACACCAUAAACAAGGAUAUCUCUGUGAGAAAAGUUUCUCUCGAAGAGGAGCAAAAAGCUACGUACGAAGAUGACACUUUUGAAGAAGUUUCCAGCUCCGUUGAAUCAUCCAGUUCUGUGGAAGAGAAAUUGAAGGAUAACUUGGAAGAAGAUACCAUGAUUUCUGGAGUGAAACAGAUCAAAAUUACUCCACAUAGGCAGACAGAGAUUGUCCAAAGGAUGAUCGACGAAGACAAUGGAAUUUGCGUAUCUUAGAGAUAAAGAAAUCGUAGAGCUGAUCGCGCCGAAAAUAAUGCAAAGUACCAGCGAGUGUGAUAUUGGUCUUGACGAGGAACUCUCAAACUACGUGAAAACAACAGAGGACGUCGACGAGACUGUGCCAAUCAAUCUUCUAAAGUUAUCCAAGCAAAUAACAUCGGCGAAGAAGCACGUUCGUCGAAGGAAAUACAGGAAGUUAUCCAACGAAAACACAGAGGAGAGGACUGACUCGUCUGUGGUUUCUGAACACGAGAGAUUAACAGAACGCAAAGAAAAUAGCGUGGAGUCUUUUACAUCCACAAAAAGUGUAAAAAAUGGUAGGAAGAAUCAGAAGGAAACUUGCUCACCGACUGACCACCACAAAGGAAAAUAUAUUAAUAAAAUAGCAGCUGGGAAAUUAAAAAGUGAGAUAGACGAUGGCAGUCCAGAGACGGAUCUUAGUGAAGACAAAUUUCUAAGGGAGACUCCGAAACAAUCUGACGUCACUAGUACACUAAGAAAACUGAAUAACGAUGCAAUUAACGCCAUAGUUAAGAGGAACAGAGUCCAAGCGUUUGUUGAAGCUCCAAACAAAUUCAGAUCCUGUAAAAAUUGUGGAACCAUAGUGAAGCUUCCAUCCGCAGGUGCAGCCAAUAAUGCUGUGGAUUAUGACGGCGACGAUUCGUCUCUAGAAAAUUUUAAAACGGGCAAGAAUCCCAGUCAUGAUCGAAAAAUGAAACAGAAGAAGGCCAAAUGCAAGAAAGUAUCAAAGUCAUCGAAGAGUCGAAAAUCAAAUUGUGGCAAAAUAGAUGGGAAACACUCGAGAUUCGAUUGCAGGCAAACACAUCGUUUGCGAAAGCAGGCAGCAGCAAUCAGAUUGCAACAAGAACGUGAUGAUAUCCGUAACUACUUGAUGGAGCUGGAACACACGCGAUUAGAAUUUGAUCCGGGCACGAUGUUCUCUCAACUGUCUGCCUUCAAACCGCUUGAAUUUCCAAAAAUUGCCGCGUUUACGAAAUCUGAUGUGAAGAGUUCGAAAAUCAAGGCCAAAGAUGAGAUUGCUGAGCUACAAGAAAAAAUAGUGACGAUAAGGCAGUGGCUGAAGGAUCAAUACAUUCUUUACAGAGAUUAUAGUAGCCUAGCACAGACAGUAAACUCAAAAUAUAUUCCUGCCAGCCUGGAGGAUGCAAAAAGGAUACAAGUUUACAUAACAAUUUUUCACGUCGUGCCAUUGUACGGUGCGACCACAAAAAAAGAAAGAGAAUAUCGACUGGUAGGAAGUACAAAACCCGUAAGAAACAAUGGAAAGACAAUGGAAAUGGCUUACAAGGAAGCAAACCAACCGGGAUUCCCCUUCGCCGGUGGAAGUUUUUCGAAAGUUUUAACAAAAUGA